This is a messenger RNA of Phlebotomus papatasi, 1396 nucleotides long. RefSeq names its product transcriptional coactivator yorkie (gene yki). Lineage: Eukaryota; Metazoa; Arthropoda; Insecta; Diptera; Psychodidae. Gene Ontology annotation, molecular function: protein binding; transcription coactivator activity. Gene Ontology annotation, biological process: positive regulation of transcription by RNA polymerase II; hippo signaling. The record is from RefSeq and is a predicted model, not a curated record. The coding region runs from base 746 to 1396 and encodes 216 amino acids. The transcript has a single exon. Gene Ontology annotation, cellular component: nucleus; cytoplasm.
UUUUUGUUUUUCCGCUACGUGGUGCCACAAUUCAGCAAAAUGCGCUAUUUGGUUCUUUGUAUAACCAUAAGCGCUGCAAUCGUUUUAGGCGAAAAUUAGUCAGUCAGAUCAGAGACGCAGUUGGGAUAGUUUGUACUAGGUUCGGUGGUGGAUCUGAUAAUUUUUAGUAUCUUAAUAAUUUCUUCAUAAUAUUUCGUUGAACAAUUGUGCUAAUUGUUGGUAUAAAUAGCGUUGUUUCUGUGGAAACCUUAUGUUCCAGGGGAUUGUGCAACCACAAAAGUUUCGAUCCUCCACUAUAUGUCGAUUUUUUGUGUGCGUGUACAAAUUUCUUUUUAUAGUUUGUGGCAACUUACAACAAGUUAAAGUGGUAAAAAGGGGCAUUUAUUGGGUGCUCCAAAGGUUUAUUUGUUACUUAAUUUAAUUUAUUACCCUCUGUUAACCAGGGUGUAUAGAAAAAUAGUGAUCAAUUUUGCAUAGCGAUAGAGUGAAGAACUGGAAAAGAAAGAUGGUGACUGUGUAAGAUAAAUUCCUCACCACAAGUAUUCAUAUUUCUGAAAGAAAACUAUAGAGAGUGAGAACGGGCAAAUUUUCCCAUUGAGUUUCUUGAGUUUCUGCGUAGGUUUUUCUGUCGCGGUCACUCCAUUUUUUUUUCUAUACGCGUAUAGCGCAAGUGCAAAAGACUUACCAUAAUUUCCUGCAACGAGAAAUUGGUGAGGUGUGCAUUUGUUCCGGGGAUUACAGCAAUAUGGCUCUAAAUAACAGCAACAGCAGCGGAAGUAAUAACAAUCUUAGCAAUAAUAACAACAAUAAUAACGAAUCCGACAAUACAAAGCAGGGAAAUUUAGUCGUUAGAAUGGAUGAAGACUCUGCCACCAAACUGCAAGCAUUAUUUGACACAGUGCUAAAACCCAGUGAGCAAAAUCGCCCUUUACAGAUUCCCCUUCGGAUGCGAAAAUUGCCCAAUUCUUUCUUCAAUCCACCAUCAACUGGAUCAAAAUCACCCUCUGUGUCGCAUUCACGAGAAAAUAGUAUUGAUUCAGCAUUUGGGUCAGGAACCACCAUUGUGUAUGCACCAGGUGGUGGAAGCGGAAGUGGGACAGGAACUGCUAGUUCCGUUCUUACACAGCGUUUAUCUAUUAGCCACUCACGGGCCCACAGCAGUCCAGCUACUCUUGAACAAACUCACGCAGCCGGUCUGAAAUCUGUCACGGGUGCAACAGGUUCAGGGAAUUCUACGAGUCAGACACAGGCACAAACACCCUUAAAAGCUGUACAUGCUUCACAGCGAAGUUACGAUGUAAUCAGUGCCAUUCAGCUACAAGAUGAACUCGGAGAUUUGCCGCCAGGAUGGGAACAAGCUAGAACGGCUGAAGGACAAAUAUACUAUCUCAAGUAA